Messenger RNA from Colletotrichum godetiae, 702 nucleotides. RefSeq names its product PEP2-like protein. The transcript has 2 exons. The record is from RefSeq and is a predicted model, not a curated record. Bases 1 to 702 code for a protein of 233 amino acids. NCBI's taxonomy places the organism in Eukaryota, Fungi, Ascomycota, Sordariomycetes, Glomerellales, Glomerellaceae.
AUGCCUGACUUACACAACCUUCCCGCAGGGUCUCGUCCUACCAACGCCAUCCGCAAUAAUGGACCAGACCACUUGGUUCUGGAACGACUAAAAUUGAGAGAAUUGGCAGAAGGAUGGCCGUCUUAUAGGGACGCAUGCGAAUGGGAAAACUUCGAAUCCAUCUUCCACCCAGGAGCUUAUGUCUAUACCACGUGGUCAGGCCGCGUUCCCUUCACAGACUUCAUCGCAGCUUCGAAGGCAGGGAUGGACAAAGGCGCCUUCAUCAUGCACCGCUGCCACGGCUGCAGCACAGACAUCAACAUCGAAGGUACCAGAGCCGUGACCAAGCUUAAGGCGACAAUUACGCAGCGAUUCGAGAUUGAUGGCGUCGAAUUUGACGUGGAAGCCGACUGCCGCUUCUGUUUCUACUUUGAGAAAGUGGGAGACCGUUGGGGAGCGCGUUUGGUGCGGCAUUGGUAUGAGAAGGAUAAGGUGAUCCCGUGCAAUCCGUCCAAGUUCCCCAAGAUUGAUGAGGAGAGGUUGGUUGCUUUUCCUCCUGGCUACAAGUAUCUUGCGUACUUCCAGGAACUUACGAUGGGUGUCAAAGUUCUUCUGGAUAUGCCUGGGCAUCGCCGGCAUGUUGGGACGGUAAACCUGGAGAAGCACGACUUGCUUUACUGGCAGGCCAAGGAAUGGCUUAAAGGGAAGGCAAUAGACGUAUAG